Lepisosteus oculatus (spotted gar) is the source of this 3144-nucleotide messenger RNA. Its product is annotated as E3 ubiquitin-protein ligase TRIM39-like. The record is from RefSeq and is a predicted model, not a curated record. Lineage: Eukaryota; Metazoa; Chordata; Actinopteri; Semionotiformes; Lepisosteidae. Gene Ontology annotation, molecular function: zinc ion binding; protein binding.
GUUGGGUUAUACGCAAGUGGAAGUGAACAGGAGAGCUGCACGCUGUUGGUGUGUGGGGCUGCGGAACUGUUUCAUCCUCAGUAAGGUAGAAACACCGCUGGACUGAGAGCCCUGGUUCAGUGCGAAGAAAGUUUGAGCUGAUUGACAGUGGGAAGAAAGUACAGUGUGAAUAAAUACGAAUAGGAAAGUUAAAGUACACUAUAUGGUCUGUACAGGAAUGGCCUCACCCAGUAGUCUCCUGUCGGAAGAGCAGUUUCUGUGCUCCAUCUGUCUGGAUAUAUUUAACAAACCAGUCUCUACUUCAUGUGGGCACAAUUUCUGCUUGGCCUGCAUUGAAGCAUACUGGGACAGUAGUGACGUGUAUCAGUGUCCAGUUUGUAAGAAAGCUUUCCUAGCACGGCCGGAUCUCAGUGUGAACAGAAGCUUAAGAGAAAUCUCUGAACAGUUCAAGAAGACAAGAGCCAGCAGUGCUGGGUUCCCCUCCACUAAACUAGGUUGGGUGCCCUGUGAUGUCUGCACUGAGAAGAAGCUCAAGGCUGUGAAAACCUGCCUGGUCUGUCUGGCCUCUUACUGCGAAACUCACAUCCAGUCUCACUAUCAAGGAGCUGCUUUCAGGAGACACAGGCUGAUUGACCCCGUGGAAAAACUUGAGGACAGGCUGUGUGAGAAACACGAGAAACUUCUGGAGCUGUUCUGCAGGACAGACCAGACCUGUGUUUGUCAGUUCUGCACUGAGACAGACCACCAGGCGCACAGCACUGUGGCUUUAGAGGAAGAAUACAGAGAGAAACAGACUCAGCUGCGGAAGACUGAGGCAGAAGUACAACAGAUGAUCCAGGACAGACUGAAGAAGGUGGAGGAGAUCAAACAGGCAGUGGAGCUCAGCAAAAGCUGUGCACAGAGAGAGAUCGAGGACAGUGUGCAGGUCUUCACUGCUCUCCAGCGCCACAUUGAGAGAAGCCAGGCUGAGCUCAUUGAACUGAUUGAGGAGAAGCAGAGAGCAGCAGAGAGGAAGGCAGAAGGACUCAUCAAAGAGCUGGAGCAGGAAAUCAACUUGUUAUUGUGGAGAAACAUUGAGCUGGAAAAGCUCUCCCACACCGAGGACCACCUCCACUUUCUACAGAGAUUUCCAUCCCAGAGCUUCCCUCUGCAGACUAAGGACUGGGCUAACAUCGCUGUUCAGCCUGACCUUGGUUUGGGGGCUAUAAGAAGAGUUGUGUCCCAACUAGAGGAGAGACUCAGAGAAGAAAUGGAGAAAGUGCCCGAAAUCAAAUUCCACAAGGCGCGCAAGUAUGCAGUUGAUGUGACUCUGAACCCCAAUACAGCUGCUCGUUGGCUCAUCGUGUCUGAGGACGGGAAACAAGUGAGAUACGGAGGCACAGAGCUGGAUCUCCCUGACAAUCCUGAGAGGUUUGAUCAUUGUCACUGUGUGGUGGGAAAGGGUGGUUUCACCUCAGGGAGACACUACUGGGAGGUGGAGGUGGGGAGGAAGACUGACUGGGAUUUAGGAGUUAUUGGAGAGUCCGUCAACAGGAAGGGGCAGAUUACGUAUAAACUUCAAAAUAAUUGCUGGGUUUUGUGUCUGAGGAAUGGGGAUAAAUACUGGGCUAAUGGUGUCAUAUUCCCUCUGAAUUUAAAGCCCCUGAAGGUGGGGGUGUAUGUGGAUUAUGAAGAGGGCCAGGUCUCCUUCUACAAUGUGGAGGCCAGGUCUCAUAUCUACACUUUCACUGACACCUUCACUGAGAAACUCUACCCGUUCUUCAGCCCCAACAAACAUCAUGGAGGCAAAAAUGCAGCCCCACUGAUCAUCUCUCCUGUCAACUACACAGACUGAAUGGAAGGAGGAAUAAGAAUUACUAAUACAAUAAGAGAAGUAGUGAUGAUAUUAAUAGUUUUUAUUAGCUUUCUCUUAUGUUACAUGACAAUCUGAAAUGUGUGGAAUGUGAAAAGGAAGCAACAUUCACAAAUUUGAGAUAAUAGCAUCCUCCUUUGACAAGUCACCACUAAUAGAGAGAUUUGUUUUAAUUUAUUUAAUAUAUAUAUAUAAAAUGGUAUGAUUUAUUUUUGAAGGAAAUAAAACAUAUCUAUCUGCCAUCAAAGCAGGGAAUUAAUAUUUUACAGUCUGUGUUCUUAUACUGUACAUAUUGUUCCUUAUUGAGCGAUUUCCUAGACAGUCACAGACAGAAUGUAAUUAUAGUGUUUCAGUGAGUCAAUAUUCCUCUUCCUACUCACCCAUGUUUUUCUCAUCCAUGGUUUCGUAUAUUGGUGGUGUCAGGCCAAGUCUGGUGUAUGACCGUCUCUAAAGCUCAGCUCUAUUCCCUGCAUGAAUUACCCAGUUUAAGUUGGGAUUUGUGACAUUUAAUCUGUCUUCAGAUUCAUGACGUUCUGAAGAUUGCUAAUAAGUGUAAAGCUACAUGGUGCAUGUUUAUUUUUAUAGUAUUCUUUUCUAUAAUGAUAUAAUGGAAAUGUGUGCAGUAAUUUCUUAAUGUUCUGUCAUGUACUCAUAUUAUUUGUCAUAUUUCUGUUCAUUUGCAUGGUGUAUUAGGAAUACCCACAGUAUACUGUAUAUAUGGCAUAGGAGUGCUUUAUCCCUAUAGAUGCAUUUUGUUCAGACAGCUCAGAAAUGUAUCCCCCACGAUAAAGGAGGACUGGAUGUACAGUUGUCAUGGGUCAGUAAAAUGUUUAUUGCUUGUGCAGCUGGAUUUUAGGGGUCUUGAUGGAAACUCCUAGUUAGAUCCUAUCCUGGCCCAUUUACCAGGAACUGUGCACUGCUGCUAUGGUGCCAGCGGUGGGAUGUUGGAGGCUGGGGGCUCCAUUAUACCUAUUUAUAGUUUAGGGGAUCUUGGGCAGAAGCAUGGAGGGUACCAGUGGUGCGGGAUGGGGUUUUUGUGUUGGGUGAAGGAACUGUUAUAUCUUCUCCACAAUUUCUGUAGCGGUUAACCAAAAACAUCUACAGUAUGCUUGGUCCUGAGUUUCAUAUGUCCUUGUUACAUAUAGAACGGUUUAUGUAAUGUUUGCAUUGUAUUUUACUAGCAAGCAAACCAACUUAACUUCAAAGCAAGACAUUACUGUUAUGUAUUCCACCAACAUAAUGCAAACUGUGUUUGUCGGAGACAUGAGAAAUUAUAAACCCUUUGUAAAGAA